AUGACGCUCAGUAACGAAAACUUUUCAACGAGUCAAGAACAAUCGACGAGUAGAGAGGAUCCAAUCGAACUGAUUCUCUCAAGUAGCGCCGAGUUCCUCGCGCAGUUAAGUGAGGCUACUCCAUCUGACGGCAACCUUUCCUCGAUUCACUCAAGCUCCACUCAAAUGUCGAUUGUUAGUGAGGGUUUGGAGCAACUCUUCGCUAUUGACGAUAAUGGUAAGACGCACUACAAACAAGAGGUUUUGCAGAGACUUUGUGCACAAAUUGGAUCUAAACCAGUAAGU
Mesorhabditis belari is the source of this 285-nucleotide messenger RNA. The record is from the annotation of a GenBank genome assembly. NCBI's taxonomy places the organism in Eukaryota, Metazoa, Nematoda, Chromadorea, Rhabditida, Rhabditidae.